Molecule: messenger RNA, 456 nt
Organism: Didymodactylos carnosus
Lineage: Eukaryota; Metazoa; Rotifera; Eurotatoria; Philodinida; Philodinidae
Source: the annotation of a GenBank genome assembly
AUGGCAAAAAAUAACCUAAAUGUGCUGGGAUUAGCAGAAGUGAGAUGGAAGGAACAAGGUGAUUUCUGGUUAGAGAAAUAUAGGAUCAUUCAUUGUGUUAAUGCAAAAGCAGGUGCAAAUGGUGUGAUUAUUAUAUUAGAUGAGAAAACAGGAAAGCGAGUCAAGAAAGUGGUUCAACACAGUGACAGACUCAUACUAGUGAAAAUAGAGGCGGAACCAGUGGAUAUCGUAAUAGUACAAGUCUAUAUGCCUACUUCAGCAAGUGACGACGAAGAAGUGGAAAAGGUUUAUGAGCAAAUUUAUGAACUAGUUGCAAUAGAAAAAGCCAGUGACUAUUUAAUAAUCAUGGGCGAUUGGAACGCUGUAAUUGGUGAAGGCGUUGAUGGAAAAUCACAAUUUGGUUAUGAUGAAAGUAAGAGUAAAAUUAAAAGUACUCAAAAAGGCCUCGGUCCGUAG